AUGGAGGCAUACAUAUUCGCCCGGGCCGACGACGACGACGAUGUUGUGCACGACUUUGUCUCACCUUGGGUAGAGCUGAACAUUGGCCUGUGGGCCUUGUUCGCCGCCACCACCAUAUUCCUGGCCUCUCGAAUAUGGAUCAAGGUUACUCGCAGGUAUGGCCUGUGGUACGACGACUACAUCCUCGUGGUGUCGUGGAUUGUUCUGGUGGUCACUGAUAGUCUCAUCGUACACCAGUUUGCCACUGGAUAUAUUCUCGAAAACUCGGCUCAGAAGUGGGAUGACCGAAUGCAUAUUCUGAUCAACGUAACCUCGUGCGGCACCUUGAUCGGGCAGUCACUCACCAAGACGGCAUUCGCCGUGACACUGCUCCGUCUGAGCAAGACUUGGCAAAGGCACUUGCUCUGGUUCUGCAUCGUCACAAUGAACUCUUAUAUGGUCGUCAAGGUCAUUCUUCAGUGGGCAAAGGUGUGUGGCUCGAAGAGCACAGACGUCUACUAUAGAUUCGACCUCUGCCUCGACAAGAAUUUUCGGGACGACUUCAAAGCUGGAGGCAAUAUCUACAAUAUCGUCAUGGAUUUUGUCUUCGCGACUUUUCCGUGGUUCCUCAUCCGAGGAGUCGAUAUGCGCAGAUUUGAAAAGAUUGGCCUUUGUGCGGUGAUGAGCUUAGGCAUGCUCGUCGCUGUUGUUUCUGCUAUCAGAGUGAGCUGGAAGGAUGAAGGCAACGAGCGGGACACGCUCUACAUCUACCGGAACGGCAUUUCCCAAGUGUGGUACUCUUCCGAAGUCACGGGCACCAUCAUCGUCCAAUGCAUACCCAUCCUUCGCCCUGUGCUGCGGGAUGUGCACAACACUCUUACCUCAAAGAAAAUGAGCUCGACUGGGGACCGCCGAAGCACAACGACUCUGCGGAGCGAUUUACAAAACAAGGGAGUUGAUAGCAUCAUUCUGACGGAGAUUGAGGAAGAGGGCGAAGAGCAGCAACUGCAGCAGAAGCAGGAGCAGCAGCAAAACCGAGAGGAUCAAGACCCAUGGAUGGCGACUACACAACGCGGAGCAACACAGAUUCGAUCACCAAGCAUAUCUAGGCUCGACCUGGAAGCAGCCUUUAGUACAAUCCACGACAAUGCCUCCUUGUCAUCAGACGAAGGGUGGCCACUGCCCAAGAAUCAGCUGUGUCGGCCAGCUUCUAUAGCCACCUCCGAAUCAGACAUGUCAUUUGUGGAGUUCGUCGACUGGGACAACGAGGCAUACGAUCUGGGCGUGAGGAAGUCAUUAUCGCCAGUACCCAGGGAACGAACGCCUUAG
This is a messenger RNA of Microdochium trichocladiopsis, 1308 nucleotides long. RefSeq lists its product as uncharacterized. The coding region runs from base 1 to 1308 and encodes 435 amino acids. The transcript has 7 exons. The record is from RefSeq and is a predicted model, not a curated record. Lineage: Eukaryota; Fungi; Ascomycota; Sordariomycetes; Xylariales; Microdochiaceae.